UGUGUCCCCUGCAGCGUCCCCGGCCAUCUCCUCCGGCAGAUGCCGGCAUCCGGCUCCUGUGUUCCGGUCCCUGUGACGUCGGGACGUACGGGCGCCGCAGGCGGCGGGAAAUUUGAAAAUUUAAAAAAAUUUUUAUUCUUUUCAAAAUGAUUUUUCAUAGUAAAACAUUGCUGUUUCAACCCAUUCCACAUACAUUUUGUCCCUAUGCUUUGUCCUGCUCCCUGCCUGCAUUUUGUCUGUUCUUUCUGCCUGGAAACUUAGAAAAGUCCAUGGCGUCCAAAAAGCGUCCCUUUAGGUCAGACGCGGUUUUAGACCGGCUAGAGAACAGCGAUAGUAAAUCAGAACCACUUGCAGAAUUGAGUGAUAAUGAUUCGUGGGGGAAAUUCGUCAUCAGACACUGA
Messenger RNA from Staurois parvus, 401 nucleotides. NCBI's taxonomy places the organism in Eukaryota, Metazoa, Chordata, Amphibia, Anura, Ranidae. The record is from the annotation of a GenBank genome assembly.